UGCCGUUGCGGCGCGCGAGGAGGUCGAGCGCAGGAGGGCGCAGCUCAAGGAGGCCAACGGUGCGGGCGUUGCGGGCGCGAGGGAGAUGGACGUUGACCUGACGAGUCUCAAGAUCAAGGAGGAGGACGGCGAGGAGGUCGAGGUCGUGCACGGCGAGGAGGCAGAGGUCAUGGCGGCGCCGCCUCGGAAAGAGCGUCCAGCAGCCGCAGAAGAGCGCGCCGGCAUCAUCCGCUUCGCCGUCGUCACCAACGACGCCUCGCCCGAGUCGAUGAUCAUCCUCACGGGCCUCAAGAACAUCUUCCAGAAGCAGCUGCCCAAGAUGCCGCGCGAGUACAUUGCGCGCCUCGUCUUUGACCGCGCGCACUGGAGCAUGGCCAUCGUCAAGCGCGGCCUCGAGGUCGUCGGCGGCAUCACGUACCGCCCGUUCGAGGGCCAGAAAUUUGCCGAGAUCGUCUUCUGCGCCAUCACGGGCACCGAGCAGGUCAAGGGUUACGGCUCGCACCUCAUGAACCACCUCAAGGACUACGUCAAGGAGUCGACCUCGUGCCGCCACUUCCUCACGUACGCCGACAACUACGCCAUCGGCUACUUCAAGAAGCAGGGCUUCACCAAGGAGAUUCAGAUGGAGCGCGCAGACUGGGCCGGGUACAUCAAGGACUACGAGGGCGGCACCAUCAUGCACUGCUCGAUGCUCCCUCGCGUCAAGUACCUCGAGGCGCGCCAGAUGCUCGCACAGCAGAAGGAGGUCAUCCUCGCCAAGAUUCGCCUCCUGUCGCAGUCGCACGUCGUGCACCCGGGCCUGACGUUCUUUGCGUCGCGACCGGGGGCCAAGAUCGACCCGGCAAAGGUGCCCGGCCUGCGCGAGUCGGGCUGGACCCCCGAGAUGGACGAGCUCACGCGUCGGCCAAAGCGAGGCCCGCAAUUUGCCGUCAUGAAGAAGCUCCUCACGCUCCUCAUCGACCACCCAAGCUCGUGGGCGUUUGCCAACCCGGUCAACGCGCAAGAGGUCACCGACUACUACAACGUCAUCAAGGAGCCGAUGGACCUUGCGACGAUGGAGAGCAAGCUCGAGGCCAACAGCUACGAGACGCUCGACCAGUUUAUCUACGACGCCAAGCUCAUCUUCAAAAACUGCCGCCAGUACAACGACGGCGGGUCCAACUACGUCAAGAACGCCAACAAGCUCGAGAGCUACCUCGACUCGCAGGUCAAAGUGUACGGGUCGGCGACCGCCAUCUGACGUGUCUCUCUCGGUUCCUCUCCUUCGUCGUGCCGUGCAGUGUUGCUAUAGUACCCCUCGCCUCUUCUC
Molecule: messenger RNA, 1309 nt
Organism: Rhodotorula graminis WP1
Lineage: Eukaryota; Fungi; Basidiomycota; Microbotryomycetes; Sporidiobolales; Sporidiobolaceae
Exons: 10
Coding region: 86-1240 (384 amino acids)
Biological process (GO): chromatin remodeling; positive regulation of transcription by RNA polymerase II
Cellular component (GO): histone acetyltransferase complex
Molecular function (GO): histone H3 acetyltransferase activity; protein binding
Source: RefSeq, a predicted model, not a curated record